AACAAGAGUUAGAUAUGCCCGAUCUGGCAAUGCUUUGAUUUGUACACACGUGGGUCCACGAAAAUGGCGACUGCUUCGAAAUCCGGUAAACGUCGCCUUGAAAUCGUGGAAAAUAAUGGAAAUUCUGCAGAAUUGGACGAUAUUAUAGAAGCACAAGUCUCGGAUAAUGCCGAUGACAGCACUGAUGAAGAAUCAAGUGAAUAUUCAGGUUUAGAAGAUGACGAGGAAGAUGAUAGUGGUGACGAAGUAGAUGAAUCCUGGGAUGAAGCAAGUGACGAGGACGAAGAGGAUGAUGAUGAAGAACAAGAUAUGAGUACUAAUGAAGACAGUGAAGAUGAUUCCGAUGAUAAAGUGGCACCUAAUGCUGUUCCCAUUGAACAAGUUGGGUCCUCUGCACCUAUUGAAGAACCAGCUAAACCAGCAGAGGAUGAGUAUGCAUAUGAUUCUUCAGAUGAGGAGGACUUAAGAAACACUGUGGGGAACAUUCCAAUGAACUGGUAUGAUGAAUACCCCCACAUUGGUUAUGAUUUGGAAGGCAAACCCAUCCUCAAACCUAAGCGGGGAGAUGAAAUUGACAACUUCUUGCGUAAAAUGGAGAACCCAGAGUCAUGGCGGACAGUAUAUGAUCCACAGACUGGUCAAGAUGUCAUCCUUAGUAAUGAAGAUGUGGAACUUAUUAAAAAUGUGAUGGGCAGUAGAAUACCAGAUGGUAGCUACAAUCCUUAUGAACCAUGGGUUGAUUGGUUCACCAAAGAUGUCAUGGAAACACCUGUUACUGGUAGACCAGAACACAAAAGAUCUUUUGUUCCCUCAAGAAUUGAAGCCAUCAAAGUCGGUCGGAUGGUACAUGCCAUAAAAAUGGGUUGGAUGAAACCUCGUGUGCCCAAAGACCAGUCUGUUGAGCGACACAAGUAUUAUCUGCUUUGGGAUGCUGAUGACAAGGCGGAGGAUCUUCGCCGUAUCGAAAACCCCAUCCCGGCCCCCAAACCUCGUCUUCCGGGUCACGCAGAGUCGUACAAUCCACCUCCAGAAUACACCUUCUCUCAAAGAGAUAUCGCGCAGUGGAAUCGUUUAUCAGAGACCCCUUAUCAACGCAAAUUUCCCUUUGUUCCAAAGCGAUUUAGCUCGCUGAGGGCAGUUCCAGCUUACGACAGAUUCGCUCGUGAACGCUUUGUUCGUUGCCUGGAUCUGUACUUGUGUCCACGUGCAAAGAAGAUGCGUUUGACUAUCCAACCGGAAGACCUUGUUCCGCAGUUACCCAAACCGCGAGAUCUUCAACCGUUCCCUACCGUUUGUUCUAUGAUUUUCAAGGGACACAAAGGUCUUGUUCGUACUAUCAGCCACGAUCCAUCAGGACAGUUCCUUUUAUCUGGUUCGGAUGACCAAACUAUCAAAGUAUGGGAGGUUGCUACAGGUCGUUGUUUUAAGACUUUCGAAGUAAAGGGUACGGUUCGUUGCGUUUCGUGGUGUCCGAACUCUGCCAUUGCCUUGGUUGCUGCCGCAGUUGAUAAUAAUGUUUAUUUAAUCAAUCCCGGUGUUGGAGACAGACUUGUUCAAGCUAAAACAGAUGAAAUUCUCAAAGAAAUGCCAGCACAGACAGAUUAUCUUAUUCCCCAAAGAGUUCGUGCUGUUCUUACAUGGAACGAGCCUGACAAGGAUCAGUGGGCUGCCGGGUUCCGUGUUAUUCUCGCACACUUUAAGGCUGUGAAACACGUGGCCUGGCAUUCAAAGGGCGACUAUUUCUCCUCUGUUAUGCCAGAAGGUGACAACCGAUCUGUACUGAUCCAUCAGCUUUCCAGACGCAGAUCACAGUUGCCUUUCAGCAAAUCCAAGGGUCUCGUUCAGUGCACUCUUUUCCACCCGAUCAGACCUUAUCUAUUUGUUGCGACACAACGCCACGUUAGGGUUUACAAUCUUCUGAAGCAAGAACUAACUAAAAAAUUGAUUACGGGAGCUAAAUGGAUUUCAUCGCUUGCAGUUCAUCCAGGUGGAGAUAACGUUCUCGUCGGAACUUACGACCGUCGUCUUUUCUGGUUCGAUUUGGAUUUAUCCACCAAACCGUACCAAGGAUUGAGACAUCACGGCCUAGGAAUUCGCGCUGUGGCUUAUCACAAACGCUACCCACUCUUCGCUUCUGGAUCAGACGAUUGCUCUGCCAUCGUGUCGCAUGGCAUGGUCUACAAUGAUUUGUUGAAGAAUCCAACUAUUGUCCCGCUAAAGAAACUGCGUGGACAUGACAAAUUUGACGAUUUCGGUGUUUUUGAUGUUCUUUUCCACCCAACACAACCUUGGUUGUUUACUAGUGGAGCAGACGGGACGAUUCGAUUGUACACUUAAGACAUUACUCCCUGUGUGCACACGAUUAUUACAUGAAUUCUCCUCAUAAAAAAUGGUUUCUUUUUUAAAGUUAAGGUUGAAAUGGAGACUAAAGUUGUAUUUGUUGAUUAUAAACAUUGUGCAGGAUUGAUAAAUAAGCCAGCAAUUGUAUGAUACUUAAUGAUAAAAUCAUGGCACCAAGAAAGGUCAUUGUUCAUUGUCAGAAUUUAAUAACAGGUCUAAUUGUGGUCUAUUUUCAAUUCCAUGGUCCUCUUGGGAAAUAUUUUUUGUGUGGCGAUACUGGAAGAGUGGACAACUGUGCAACACUAAACAUGGAAAGUCCAAUGCCGGUAACUGCCAUCAGAGUUGCAGUUAAAUGUGGUGGCCAUCCUUCAGGGCGCAAUCUUGAAAACUAAUACAACAAGAUAUGAUGUCAAGAAACUUACGUUCAUUGAACUGAUUAGAAGUAGAAUUACCCCAGUGGUCCAUUUGUAGGCUGUUCUCACAGGGGAAAGGUGAACAAUCAUAGCCUAAACAUCAGAAUCAAAAUGUGUAAAACUCUGGAAAGGUAAGGA
Daphnia carinata is the source of this 2891-nucleotide messenger RNA. Its product is annotated as ribosome biogenesis protein BOP1 homolog. The transcript has 10 exons. The record is from RefSeq and is a predicted model, not a curated record. NCBI's taxonomy places the organism in Eukaryota, Metazoa, Arthropoda, Branchiopoda, Diplostraca, Daphniidae. Gene Ontology annotation, biological process: maturation of LSU-rRNA from tricistronic rRNA transcript (SSU-rRNA, 5.8S rRNA, LSU-rRNA); ribosome biogenesis. Gene Ontology annotation, cellular component: PeBoW complex; preribosome, large subunit precursor. Gene Ontology annotation, molecular function: ribonucleoprotein complex binding; protein binding. The coding region runs from base 64 to 2337 and encodes 757 amino acids.